Messenger RNA from Oncorhynchus mykiss (rainbow trout), 2653 nucleotides. Lineage: Eukaryota; Metazoa; Chordata; Actinopteri; Salmoniformes; Salmonidae. The record is from RefSeq and is a predicted model, not a curated record.
CACAUCUCCUCUCAGUUGGCCUCAAAUAAUAACACUCACACUCACAGCUGCACUGCCAGAGCCAGCUGCUGCACAGAGCUGUAGAAGCAGGUGAUUGGCCUUAUUUGGAGCUAGCCUGGGUCAUGUGACCACAAAAUGGUGGAAGCUGUUAGCUUUUUCUAAGCUGAGCAUCUCUACCAAGAGCCUGGGAGGAAGAGAGAAAAAGUGUGAGAUACAGCUGAAAUACAUCCAUGCUCUAAGACAGAGAAGGACAGAGAUUCCUGUGCCCCAGUAGUGGGAUGGACCUGGCGUCUCACAGUAAGGCGACCUCAGAGGGGGCCGAGGGCAGACCAGCCCCUCCCAAUUCGCUGCCCCUGCAGGGUGCUCCAGGUGGCCCGUCCCAGAGGAAGAAGCUCUCCGCCCCAUGUAUCAGCCUCUCAUUGGACCAGAGUGAGGACGACGCCCUAGAGACGCCCGACGACCUUGACAUUAACGUGGACGACCUGGACACGCCCGAUGACGCAGACUAUCUGGACUACACCGACAAUGAGCUGGACUGGGAGGAACCCCCAACAGGGGAGAAGGAGCCGUGCGAGCCGAUUCCCACAUGUAGCACGGAGGAGGAGCGUCAGGAUGGGAAGCUGUGUAGGGCAGUGGUCAUCGGAGAGCAGGAACACCGCAUUAACAUGAAGAUCAUUGAGCCCUACCAGAGAGUUAUCUCCCAUGGAGGGUACUAUGGAAAUGGAGUGAACGCCAUCAUAGUGUUUGCGGCGUGUUUCCUCCCUGACAGCGACAGUGAGGACUACCAUGAAAUCAUGGAGCAUCUCUUCCUAUAUGUGAUCAGCACGUUGGAGCUGAUGGUGGCGGAAGACUAUAUGAUCAUCUACUUGAACGGAGCCACGCCCCACAGGAGGAUGCCUGGACUGGGCUGGCUCAAGAAGUGUUACCAGAUGAUUGACAGGAGGCUUAGGAAGAAUUUGAAAUCCUUCAUCAUCGUCCACCCGUCCUGGUUUAUACGGACCAUACUAGCCCUCACUCGGCCCUUCAUCAGCACCAAGUUCAGCAAUAAGAUCAAGUAUGUGAACAGCCUGGCUGAGCUGCAGGAACUCAUCCCCAUGGAACACGUCCACAUCCCAGAGUGCAUCAUUAGUCUUGACGAGGAGCUGAAGGAAGCGGCGGUGAGCUCAACAGUGAGCAGUUUCCUCCAGGGACCCGAGCCGACGCCGGGGAGACUUGAAGCCGAUAAAACCAACGCGAACAACUCCUAGACAAAGUGGCAUUCAACGGUGGAACGGUGGAAAUGAAUGCUUGUCUCGAAAUGGAAUGUCACGUUGUUUGAAAACUCAUGAUUGUCUUGUAUGCUGGAUGCAGUAAAAACAGAUGUACUGUAAGGCAUAUCCCUGUGUGUUUGUGCGACGUGGAGUCGACUAUGAAGACACGCCAUAUUCCCUGUUAGCACUCAGACGUAGAUCCUAUGAAGACCACUGUUAAAAUCCAUCUACAACACCUCUGACAGACCAGAGAUGAGCAUGUGGGGUUUCUUAAUGCUGGUCUUUGGGACCCACAGGUUGCACUGUUUUGUUUCUUCCCAGCACUAACGUACCUGGUAGCACACCAUGGUCUUUAUGAUGAGUUGAAUAAAUCAGGUGUGUUAGUGCUGGGUUGGAACAAAAAUGUGCACUCAUGCAGGUUGCCCAGGACCAGUAUUAAUAAUCCCCACGAUGAGACUACUGGGAUACUUGACAGUAAAUCCACAUUACCAUGAUCAAAUCAAAUUAAAUUUAUUUAUAUAGCCCUUCGUACAUCAGCUGAAAUCUCAAAGUGCUGUACAGAAACCCAGCCUAAAACCCCAAACAGCAAGCAAUGCAGGUGUAGAAGCACGGUAGUUUGUGAAGGACAUAAAUAUGAUGUGGUCACUCACAGUGCAGUACACACGUCCAUUCAAAGUUUUAAUGUUGUACUUUGGUAAUCAUGCAUGAGAAGCGGUGAAGCACUAAUAUUGUCCAUCUUGGAUUUAGACGAGUCAUUAUGUCACAUCAAUGACGGUACGUCAAAAUCAAUCUCACAUAUCUAUGACAUGCUAAAAAUCUAGUCCCCUUAGGAAACGACCAAGUAACGCGUCUCAUCAAUCUGAAAAUCAUUUGGAUCUUGAUGAGAGUGUUGGACAGAUAAAUCCCUAGAUGUUUUCACUUUGAAUCAAUCUGACGAACAGAGUAACAAGAGUAACCAUGGAAAUAUAAUGAAUUAUAUUUGUGUGUAACUAAGUGAAUGUGUGAAAACAAGCUAUCAUUACAUUGUGAGAGCAUGUCUUUUCAGAUGACUGGUCCUGUGAGAGUCGAGCGUGAUGUGUGUGUGUGUGUGUGUGUGUGUGUGUGUGCGUGUGUGCGUGUGUCCUGUCAGUGUGUUUCCGUCAGACAUCCUACAUGUUCACCAUCUAGGGCUCUUGUCUCUGCACCAAACAGGAUAUGACCUCAAGAGGAGGACAGAGAGAGAGAAGCGGGGGUCUCUGUGUAAAGCACAAUAUCGCGUACUGUGUGUGUUAGUGUGUGUGCGUGUUUCAAUGCAUGCUUCCUCAGAUGCUCGGUGGCUCUUUGACCCAGGGCUCUUCUACAUUGUGUGUAAAAUGUGUUAUAUGAUGGAACACUAUAUCAAUAAAUACAACUUUUACUCCGAG